UCGAGGGUUUGUUUAUUCACUGUAAUGACUUUGUUUACCCUUGGAGUUAUAGGCCUAGGUUAUUUUGUGAAAGAUGAACAAGAUUUACAGCUAGAAACCGUUUGUACACGCGUAAAACGUUAAAGUAUUGCAUAGUUUAAUUUCGGGUUCUUCUCUCUUCGUCUGAUCCACGGUAUAUAGGUCAUAAUAUACUUACAGCAGUUUCAGAACGAUGAACGGAUCCGGGUGUUCAGUGUGUACAAAUGCGGUUGACCGUCCUGUCACGUGCAUUCCGUGUGGCCAUGUUUUCUGCGAGUCUUGUGUUGACCAAUCAGGGAGUUGUACUAAAUGCGGAGCGAAUAUCACAAGUGUGAAGAGGAUUUAUUUCAUUGAAAGGAACCUUUAUCAAGAUGGUGAACAACGUGGUCUUGGAGACGUCAUCCAGGCGAGAAUAGUGUGGGUCAGAGAAAAAACUGCCAACAUCAGACCAGAUAUUUGGGAAGAACUGCAGUCGUUGAAAGCUUUGAGUGAUCCGUAUGUUAAGAGACUGAGACAGCUGUCAGCCACGGCUCAAGCCCACUGGGUCCGGCUGAGCAGCUCGGUUCAGUUCUCUAUCUUCUUCCUGAUCGUGCUCAUUCUUGGCCUCGUUCUUCAAGAUGCAACCAACAAAGGCGGAGUCGUCCAGAGUUGUCUCCUCCCGUUGGUGGGGCUGCUGGCCGAUAUUGUCUAUCAACUAUCGAGUUGUCUUCUCUGCAUGCUCGGCCAGUUGGUCGUGUGUGUUGGACGAUGUUUACUGGAGGUAAUCUGCAUGCUAGGCGACGUUGUUGUCCAUCUGCUGUCCACAAUUUUCCUUAUUUCGAAGGAAUUCGAUUCUGUUCCAAAGAUGUGCGAAAGGGCCGUCUUCAAGCACAUUUCACAGCCGAUUAAAUCGUUUGCAGUAGAGAUUGCCACGGUGAUCAUCCGUCUGUUGUUUGUCUUGGUGCAGUGCUGCAUAAUGUUACACGCACCACCAAAAAUUCUUGAUACGUUUAUUAAGUUUAUUCCUUUGGCAGGGUCACUAAACCUAGCCGUAACCAUAACUCUAUGUAUUUUAAGUAUUUAUCAUUUUCAUUUACAGUGGACUCUGUCUAAACCGGAUUCUGUGUAAUCCGGAUCUCUGCGUAAACCGGUCCAUUUCUAAAGCCCCGUUCAGCUACCGUUUAUCUCUUAGGUAUAAA
Messenger RNA from Gigantopelta aegis, 1196 nucleotides. RefSeq lists its product as uncharacterized. The transcript has 5 exons. The coding region runs from base 212 to 1126 and encodes 304 amino acids. NCBI's taxonomy places the organism in Eukaryota, Metazoa, Mollusca, Gastropoda, Neomphalida, Peltospiridae. The record is from RefSeq and is a predicted model, not a curated record. Gene Ontology annotation, molecular function: metal ion binding.